Messenger RNA from Oikopleura dioica, 327 nucleotides. The record is from the annotation of a GenBank genome assembly. NCBI's taxonomy places the organism in Eukaryota, Metazoa, Chordata, Appendicularia, Copelata, Oikopleuridae.
AUGUUGCUUAAACUGGCACUACUCGGAUCAGCCCUGGCAGUGCUCGGCGAGGCGGAAAAUGAUUACACGAUUAUUGUCGGAGCUGGCAAACGGGACUGCUACUACGAGGCGUUCAAAAAGGACGUUGAAUUCGAAAUCGAAUACCAGGUUGUUGAUGGCGGCGAUCUAGACAUAAGUUUCCAGGCUUUCGAUCCCAAAGGAAAGCAACUCUUCACAGAUCACAGACAAGAAGAUGGCCUCCAUUCUGUCUCAGCUGAGAAGAACCCUGGCGGAGAUUUCCAAAUUUGCUUUGACAACAGACACUCGCGUUUUCAAGCAAAGGUUUGA